Molecule: messenger RNA, 3369 nt
Organism: Fonsecaea nubica
Lineage: Eukaryota; Fungi; Ascomycota; Eurotiomycetes; Chaetothyriales; Herpotrichiellaceae
Exons: 2
Coding region: 1-3369 (1122 amino acids)
Biological process (GO): telomere maintenance via telomerase
Cellular component (GO): telomerase catalytic core complex
Molecular function (GO): telomeric repeat DNA binding; telomerase RNA binding
Source: RefSeq, a predicted model, not a curated record
AUGGCCAGAAAACGAAAAUGCUUAGAAGCCGCGUCCAAUCGUCCUACCAAGCAACAGAAAGCGGCCAAUCAUGGGUCCGUUGGCCCGCAUCAUCUUUCAUCCUCUGUACACCAUCCUGUGCUGUCAGCCUACUAUCCGAGGGUUUGCACGCUGCGGAGUUAUCUUCUGGGAGCCUUACCUGCCACGUCACGUACUCGAAGAGAGAAGCUCGCAACAUUUGGAAAGAAUGACGCUGUUGACCUACUCGACAACUCUCUGGUGGGUGUGCUCAAGAACACAUCAACAUCUGUUAAACAGGCGCGGAAAACCGACUUUGCUACGUUCACUCAAAGCCAGUCCCGGGUAACUGGUGCUGAUACUGGCCGCACACAACCAUGUUCCAUAGACGAGGUUGUGGACUUUGUCAUUUGGUCGCUGUUCAGAAGCAAUUUCGGGAACAGGGCUCGGCCUCAGCACAUUCUUUGCCACGGUCUCCAGAGAGGCAGAUCUCCUCAGGAUCAUGGAUAUCAGCAUGGAGGACCGGCACCUAUUUUGCCUGGUAUCAUCCGAAGACAUCCCAAUGAAAAUAUAGACAUUCUAAAAUCGUCGGCUUGGUCAGAUGUCCUCUCUUUGCUGGGAGUAGACGGCGAAGUCAUCUUUUCAAAUUUGCUCCUGGACUGUGGUGUCUUUACACUCAUAACAAGUGGGAAAGACAAUUAUUUCCAAUUGAGUGGUAUCCCAAUCUCGGAGCUGCCUCGGAUUGAACAUUCUACUGAAGGGAAAGAUGUUUCGCGUGCGAGAAGGGAUAUUCGACACUCGAAACUUGGCGACAUCCGUUUCGUCAGAAACCGCAUGUUCUAUGCUCGACCGUUCUCCAGUGCUGUUGGCAAGGUCAAAGGCGGACUUCAUCAUACGCAUAUUCUGCAAAGAUUGACAAAUGCUGCUGAACAGCACCAGGCAGUCCAUCUCUUGAAGUAUGUCUUUCCACGCCAGUUCGGUUUACACAAUGCUUUCACGUCAGUGGUUUACUCAAGCGAAACCGUGCAUCGGUUCAAGGACUACACAGUCCGCGAACAGGAGAUAGCCAGGCAGCAAAAACGACCGUUGAGUUGGGCUCCGCGUCGCCUGAGGGGAGAGCCAAUGCAGCUCGUCCAGAAAAUUCACAAAAACCACAGAUCAUGUUCUUACAGCCAGCUUUUGAGGCAUUACUGCCCUCUAACCUUCUCUGAAUACGCCUCCUCUUUCCGUCAGAGCGACGAGGCACCACCGGCUUUAGGCCCCGAAAACUUCGUUACACAGGUCAACCUGUCCGGGUCGCCACAAACAGUGACGGACCGUGCUUGCAAUAGUAACGAUGCAGAUUCUUCCUUUUUACCGCAUUCAACUCCUUUGGCGAGAGUCUCGGCAUUCUGCCGCUCGGUCAUCUGUCAUCUGCUACCACGCGAUACAUUUGGCAGCGGUUUGAGGGGUCAGCAGAACCAUCAACUCAUGAUGAACAGGAUCGACGAAUUUGUUCGAAUGCGCCGCUUUGAAUCCUUGAGCCUGCAUGAGACUGUCCAGGGAAUCAAUGUGAGAUCUAUUUCAUGGCUAUCAGGCCCAAAAUGUCUGGAGCAGAGGAUCUCCAGGUCUGAUUUCGUUAAGCGCCUAGAGGUCUUCCACGAAUUUGUCUACUAUGUUUUUGAUUCUUUGCUCAUACCUAUCAUUCGAGCUCAUUUCUACAUUACCGAAAGUUCGACCCAUCGACAUCGGUUAUUCUACUUCCGACAAGACAUAUGGCGCAAACUCUCGGAGCCCACUCUUGCAACGUUGAGACUGAGCAUGUACGCACCUAUCAGAUCCGCUGAAGCUCGACGCAAGCUACAAUCUCGAGCAUUGGGAUACAGCCAUCUGCGACUGCUGCCAAAAGACCAAGGCGCCCGACCCAUAAUGAACUUGAGGCGGAGGCAACCAAAGUUGGCUGGUGGCACAAGACUUCUUGGAGACAGCAUCAACACCCAACUGGCACCUAUCUUCCAAGUGCUCAACUUUGAACGAGGACGUAGUCCUACACCACUAGGCUCUGCUUUGUUAUCCGUUGGUGACAUCUACGGAAAGCUGACCGAUUUCAAGAGGGUACUCCGCCCGGAGUCGACUCUGUUCUUUGUUAAGGUCGACAUCAAAUCGUGCUUUGACACCAUUCCGCAGCAGCCACUACUGCAGAUUGCAAGCUCCCUGCUUCAAGAAACCUCAUAUCGAACGACUAAACACCUUGAGAUCAAAUCGACGAAUCCGGGUCAGCGCACAGGUCAGGGAGACCUGAGACGGCGUUUCGCGGGCGUUGCCCGCCCAACUGAUACACGCGCGGUGCUUUCGGAAGCAUCAGUGUCCAGUUUGGCCUCUGGGAAACGUCAUGUGGUUUUUGCGGACACAGGGAACAACAGAAUAUGGGGUCGGGAUUCGUUGCUGAAUCUUCUUCAAAAUCAUGUGUGCGACAGUAUGGUUAAGAUUGGCAAAAAGUACAUGAAACAAAUUGAGGGCAUCCCCCAAGGAUCCAUCCUCAGCAGCCUUCUUUGCAGCUACUUUUACGGUGCGUUCGAGCGGAACGAAUUAGGCUUCCUGGUACCGGAGUCGUGCUUGUUGCUGCGGCUCAUCGACGAUUUUCUGCUUAUCACGACGGAUGACAACCUUGGUCGACGAUUUCUAGAGGUCAUGGUAAGUGGUGACGAGCAUUACGGAAUCCAGGUCAAUGCCGAAAAGUCCCUGGUCAAUUUUGACGUGAUGAUCAACGGUCAGAAAGUGCCACGGGUACACGGCAGCAACUUCUUCCCGUACUGUGGGUUGGGAAUCCAUAUGAAGACGUUGGAGGUGAAGAAAGACAGAGAAAAGAAAGACGGCUUUAUCGGCAAUGCUCUGACGGUCGAGAGCGGUUUGAGACCCGGAACGACUUUGAAACGGAGAAUCCUGUCUUCUCUCAAGCUGCAGAUGCAUUCCAUGUUCCUGGAUCUGUCACUGAACAGCCGAAGCCAAGUGAUCUCGACAUUGCUGGGCAAUUUUACCGAGUCAGCAAUGAAGAUGCACCAAUACGUUUCGGGAUUGGCAACAAAGAGACGACCGUCGCAGAAGUUCCUCGGUGACAUGAUAGAAGAUCUCAUCUCGGCGGGACACAAGAUUUGUUGCGAGAAGAAUGGCAUUCGUACGCACGUCAGACACAUCACCCGACGGCAAAUGUGUUGGAUCGCCGCAGCUGCUUUUGAAAGGGUUCUAGAGCGCAAACAGAGCCAAUACAAGGAUCUGCUCGUCUGGUUGAGAUCGCUGCGAGAAGGAACACAGAAAGGGAUGAACAUGGAAGAAGCGGCCAUUGCAGAGCAUUUACGAGAAAACGAGCGAGCGUUUAGCAGAUAUGUAUAUUGA